CUCUUCCCAGCUUCUACACAUCAAACACUCUUGCAACUACUAAUUACCACUCCUGCAUUUCACUCCCAAAUUUCCCAAGCAAAAGAAAGACAAUCGUGCUUACAAAGAUGACCAAAUUGGCUUUCUUCUGCUUCUCACUUCUACUCUUUUUUCUUUGCCUUGGCACCACAACUUUAGCACAGCCAGCUCAGGCCCCGGCCCUGCCUGCCUCUGCCCCAUUAACUCACCCUCCUACUACCUCGUCACCAAGCACCGUCGACAUCACCAAAAUCCUCCAAGGGGCGGGAGAAUUCUCCAUCCUAAUCCGCCUCCUAAAGCGGACUGCAGUGGCUGAUCAAAUCAAAGGACAACUCAAAAAAUCAAACAAUGGCUUUACCCUUUUUGCUCCAACCGAUACUGCAUUUUCCAACCUCAAAUCUGGCACUCUAAAUUCUCUCGGUGACGAAGAAAAGAUCCGACUUAUUCAGUUUCAUACCUUACCCAGUUUUUAUUCUCUAUCAAACUUCGACACCGUGAGCAACCCAGUGCGAACACAAGCAGGAGACAGCACCCCAGGGGAAUACCCACUAAAUGUGACCUCUAUGGGAAACCAAGUAAAUAUUUCGACCGGUGUAGUCAAUGCCUCAGUGAGCGGAACUGUAUAUUCUGAUAAUCGUCUUGCUGUUUAUCGAGUGGACAAAGUGCUUCUUCCCAUGGAUCUUUUCGUUGCGAAGACUCCCAUAGCAGCCCCAGCGCCAGCCCCAACCAAGCCUAAGGCUAAGAAGAAGAAAGCAGCAGCCAGUCCAGAGGCUGUAGCAGCAGACGACACUCCGAAGGCAGCAGAGAGUCCAAAGGCCGCAAGCACAAGCACAGGCACAGCAACUAGUACCAGUAAUAGUAAUCCUACAGUGGUUGAUUCUGGUGCAGUAAGUCCGAAAAAGCAUGGAAUAAUGGUACUGUCCGUUGGAGUUACUGUUUUGAUUGCUGCAUUUUCUAUGUGACAAAACAGAUGAAAACUUCAUGAUCAUAAGCACCAGCAGGAUCUAUUUUUGUGGGGUCUAGUUGUCUAUUACGGUAUGAUUUUGCUGCUUUGGUUUGAAGAGUCGUCGCAAUCACCUAGUGCUUGCAAAUAAUCAAAUAAUUGUCAUAUUCAUGUUGUACUUAAUAGUUGUGUUUUCCUUGAUAUGUACAUGUUGUGUCCUUUUCAUUUUCGAGCUUCUUUUUGUAAAUUUGAGUAAUUAUCUUGUAUCAAUUUCCAAGAAAAAUUAUAUAUCUAUAUCCAUUGGCUUGAGCAUUAAUAUUA
Messenger RNA from Carya illinoinensis, 1282 nucleotides. RefSeq names its product fasciclin-like arabinogalactan protein 12. The record is from RefSeq and is a predicted model, not a curated record. The transcript has a single exon. The coding region runs from base 108 to 980 and encodes 290 amino acids. Lineage: Eukaryota; Viridiplantae; Streptophyta; Magnoliopsida; Fagales; Juglandaceae.